Molecule: messenger RNA, 1362 nt
Organism: Recurvomyces mirabilis
Lineage: Eukaryota; Fungi; Ascomycota; Dothideomycetes; Mycosphaerellales; Teratosphaeriaceae
Exons: 2
Coding region: 1-1362 (453 amino acids)
Biological process (GO): regulation of transcription by RNA polymerase II
Molecular function (GO): DNA-binding transcription activator activity, RNA polymerase II-specific; zinc ion binding
Source: RefSeq, a predicted model, not a curated record
AUGGCAGACGUUGGACGUAAGCGUAAGGCGCAUACGAAGUCAAGAAGAGGCUGCGGUAAUUGCAAACUCAGACGAGUCAAAUGUGACGAAGGCAGACCGGCUUGUGAGAAGUGUCGUUCUUAUGGAGUGUCCUGCAGCUACGAAGGCGGCGACACCUCAACCGAGCUUCAACAUGAUGGCGAAGGCGCCUUUGAAGUCCAGCCUGCAGAAACAUCACAGCUCCCGACUUCAACAGCAGAUCGCAUGGAGGAUUUGGUGGCAAAUAUAAUGCCCAAGCCAAGUCGACCACUCGGCACAAAUGCCAGCCUCAAUCUACCACCCACACCACCUGCGGAGAUUAUCCUUGGCAUGCUGGACUAUCCUCUCAAACUCCACGAUACCGAUGAAGUCUACGUCUGCACGGCGCGAGACUUGGACAGACUAAGGAGGUUUCACGAACGAACGGUCCUCACCAUUGGGACUGCCCAGACCAUCCACAUCUACAGGGAUUCGAUCACGCAACUGGGCAUGCACCACGAUUAUGUUACGCAUAUCAUAUUCACGAUCGUUCUAAUGCACGACCGCUACCUCUCCGACGACCCCUGGCAGGGCCCAACCACAGAGGAGACUUUCCACCACUACCACGGCACGGCCAUGUUCAACAAAAUGCUCUCUGCACCUCUCGCGCACUCCGAAAAGGACGCGAUGUGGGCAGCCGCAGCCCUGCUAGGCGCUAUCACCAUAGCAGCAGUCGAUGCCAAGACGGCGGAGGGGUCCUGGCCUCUCAAAGCAGCCGCUCCACAGGAUCUCGACUGGCUGCGUAUGAGCGAUGGCAAGAAGGAAGUCUGGAGGCUUGCAGAUCCUCUGCGCGAAGACAGUAUCUGGCGACCGGCUCUCAUGUAUCAGUUUGACAAAGACCCGCCAGCUUUGGCACGAAGACCGGAGCUGAAGGCUUUCGUACCUGUCCUGACAAGACUGUGUGGCUAUGACAGUACAUCAGAUGGUACGGGCAACCCUUACCACACCGCCACUUCCAUCGUCAUCAGACUACUGCCGAUACAAUGUACCCACUCCACGAUCCUUUACUUCCUUUCCUUUAUCGGACAUAUGGAGCCCGAAUUCAAGGACCGACUACAUCAAAAGGACGAACGCGCCCUCCUGCUACUGGCAUGGUGGUACGCGAAGAUGCUGGACUAUCCCUCGUGGUGGCUGCAGCGACGCGCUAAUCUCGAAUGCAAGAGCCUCUGCAUAUACUUGUCUCGCCGCUACAUGAUGACCACAGAUGUUGGUAAGCUGCUUGAGUUUCCUAAGAUGAUGUGCGGUCUGGCUGUCAGCAAUGAAUUUGCCAAUGCUGUCGACCAGGCAAGGUCUGCUCAAGUUUGA